Achroia grisella is the source of this 3831-nucleotide messenger RNA. RefSeq names its product zinc finger protein 1-like (gene zfh1). The record is from RefSeq and is a predicted model, not a curated record. NCBI's taxonomy places the organism in Eukaryota, Metazoa, Arthropoda, Insecta, Lepidoptera, Pyralidae. Gene Ontology annotation, biological process: regulation of transcription by RNA polymerase II; anatomical structure development. Gene Ontology annotation, molecular function: DNA-binding transcription factor activity, RNA polymerase II-specific; RNA polymerase II cis-regulatory region sequence-specific DNA binding.
AGAACCGAUGAGAGCAUGUUCGGGUGCUAUGGUGACAGCUACUCGUACCGCCUGUGGAGCCUGGCCAACGUUUGGGGCGCCUGCCGAUGUGAGUAGUGCCCCGUGAACGCGCCGCGUAGGACUGUUACCGCUGACGUCAGCGGAGGCUGUGAGAUCUCGGUGUACGUAGACGAAGUGCGAGCCGCGGUCAGUGCCGUGCGGAACAGAGGUGUACCUCCAUGAAAGUGCACAGCUCGCUUAUGGGAGUUGGCGGUUGGUACGAAACCUUGGCGGCCGGUUGGCUUGCGGAUAUGAGGAGUAAGCAAGUCCCAACCUCCACCACCUCGGCCAGGCGGCUCGCGGCCCUCAUCCGUCCGCUGGCCGGCGGCGGGUCGGAGGGCAAGCCGUCCGAAGAGGAGGAGGAGCGAGGAGGGUCGCCCCUGGGCCCCGGCGGGCCUUUCACGUGCAGCCAGUGCCGCGGCGCGUACCCCACGCGCGACCAACUCGAGCGACACGAGACCCUCCACUCGCCCAACACACAGGUGGAUACACUCAAAUAUUCGUGCAAGAUCUGUCACAAGAGCUUCGCAAACGUGUACCGACUACAACGGCACAUGAUCAGUCACGACGAGAGCGCGACUCUGCGUAAAUUCAAAUGCAACGAUUGCGACAAGGCGUUCAAGUUCAAACAUCACCUGAAGGAACACCUGCGAAUACACAGCGGCGAGAAACCUUUCGAGUGCGCCAACUGCGGCAAGAAAUUCUCCCACUCCGGCUCCUACUCGAGCCACAUGACCUCUAAGAAAUGUCUCGUAAUGAAUCUCAAAAUGGGGCGAAUCAAGCCGAACAAUCCGGCCCUCAACCCUGAACGGAGUCCUUCGAGAAAGCGCGCCAAUGCAAUGGUUGCGUCUCAACUCAACAACAAUAUAGCGCCGAACGGAAACUCGUUCUUACCUAUUCUGCCCAAAUACAACGAGGCCGCUGCUGCCUUCUUUGCCUCCAUGUCGUCUCAAGAGAAUAACUUCCAUCGGGCGCCCCUGGGGCAACCGGGAAUGAAUCCUUUCUACAUGCCACCCGGGAUGCCAAUGAGUCCUGCGAGUGGAAUUACACCUUACAGUUUUCCCACUUCUCUUAGUCAACUUUUCGAGCAAUUGGCGUCAUCUCAAUAUCAUCAAAGAAAGAUAGAGAGCCCAGUUAGCCCAAAGCAUGUGGGUACACCUGUCGACCCUGAAUAUAUGAUCGAAGAGGUCACUGAAGAAGACGAUAAACGCUCCGAAGGGAGCGCAGAGCUCGUCAUGGACAUAGAAGACGAUGAAGCCUUAUCCAUAAAGAAGGAGCAAGAAGAUCGAGAUAGUGAAUUGAGAUCACCCUCUCGAAAUUUCGAUUCCGUCCCAUUAAAUAACAAUGGCCAUCAAGUUAAUAACAAUAAUUCUGGCUAUAACACAAUAUUAGACUCUGUUAAUGCAUCCGUUACAAAACAUUUCUUUAGGGCAAAUAUGGAAAAGCUUUCUCCUGUUUCUGCAAAUGUAUGCCCCAGUAUAGAAUCACCACCAACUCCACACAUAAUUAUUAAGGAAGAGCCUGAAGAUAAUCGUAGGUGUAGGAAAUGCAAUGAAGUCUUCUGUAAUAAAAGUGAUUUAUUAGAUCACGAGAAAAUGGUUUGUGGAGGUUUGUUUAGAAAACAUGAUGGUUUGGCAGCUCAAGUUGCCGAAACGGUAGCAUUGAACAGAUUAGAAGCAGAAGCUCGUGCCUCUAUACAAAGCGGAGUGAGUGCAAGUGAAGACGAAGAUUUUCUAAGAGAAGAUCGCGAUGACAAAAUUUCUAUACAUGAUAAUGAUAGAAAAAUAAGAGUCCGAACUGCAUUAAGUGAAGAGCAACAGGCAGUCUUAAAAGAGCACUACGCAGUAAAUCCAAGACCUAACAGGGAAGAGUUUAAGAAGAUCGCUCAGCAAAUUGGACUCGAUAACCGAGUAGUACAAGUUUGGUUUCAGAACAAUAGGGCCAGAGUGCGGCGAAUGACACAGACUUUAGCCAUGUCUGAUCAGCCACUCGACUUGUCUACUAAAAAGUCGAGUCCGUCGGUGACGUCGAGUCCGUCACCGUCGCCGCCUUGUAGCAUUUCUGUUACACAUUCCGAUACGGAGGAAGCGGUGAACCUCAGUCAGAAAUCAUCGCGAAGUACGACGCCACACCGUCCUAACUAUUUGAACACUUAUCCACAUUCCAAUUGCUCGUCUUCUUCUCUCACUGACUUUAGGCUGUCUCCUUCACCAGGAGAAACAAUGAAUGCUCAAAAAAGAGAAAGGUUAUUAUUACGUAAUCUAGCUGUUACGCCAAUGAUGCCUAUGGACAAAUUUAUUCAAUAUAAUGAUAUGGCAAAUGGUCGAUCAUCUCUGCUCAACAUGCAGAUGCCAACGGACAUCAGCCGAGCAUCGAGUCCGUCGUACGAACGUCCAUCCUGGGCAGAUGAGUCUCAUCCGGCAAACGACUUCGAAGACGAUGCGACCGUACUUAAGAAAAGUAAAUUGAAGCAGGGUGCCGAGUACAAAGAGGGCGAAGGACAGUUCGUCUGCGACCAGUGCGACAAGACUUUUGUGAAACAAAGUUCUCUCGCACGACACAAAUAUGAACAUUCAGGACAACGUCCGUACAAAUGCUUGGAGUGUCCGAAGGCAUUCAAGCAUAAACAUCAUUUGACAGAGCACAAGCGUCUACACACCGGCGAGAAGCCAUUCCAGUGCUGCAAGUGCUUCAAGAAGUUCUCCCACUCCGGCUCGUACAGUCAGCACAUGAACCACAGGUUCGCUAUAUGCAAGCCUUACAGAGACUAGACAGCGCCGGGGCCCUCAAGUGUAUUAUCACGAAACAUUGGAACCAAGUUCUAUCGAAACCACGCAUGCAAUGCCUGUUUCGUGUGAUAAAUUUCACGUUAUCAACAGAGUAGUGAAUACCUACAACUGUAAUGAAUGAGGUGAUUCGAUUCCAUCCGACUCUACUCACGUUGAUAACAACUUUACCUCAUAGAGUGUUGUUAAUGAACGAACAAAUACGAGCUGCUGCAUAAUAAUACUCAUAAUAACAAAGUAUUCGUCGCCCGGUAUUUUCGUUUCCAAGUUAAUUAAGGCCAUUGCUCAAUGCCAUUUAUUAUAUGUAAGAAAACAAUUUUGAUUCCCUAUUUAUGAUAUUGUAUAGUGCCAAAUGAUACCAAAAACAAGUGCCAAUGCUAUUAUUUUAUUAUAAUAUUUAAAUUUAAUUAAGUUUCGUGUAAUGGAAUCCCAAAGGCCGGUACCUGUAGUAUAAUACUCUUCAAAAAUAGAUGUUACGAAUAUUUUUGUAUAGUGUCCAUGUAAUUAAGAUAUGAAAACGGCGCCAUUGAUAAAUUAAAGUUUAUUUUUUUAUUUUAUAAAUUUAUUAAUAUGUAUUGCAAUUGCAACUGUCUUUGUAAUCAUGUUGGGUUGUAGUGUACUUACUUACAAUGUAUGCAAUGAAGUGAUAUAGUGAUGGGCAUCCGUUGUUUCUACGUCAAUCAUGCUAUUUUCUCUCUGCGCAUCGCAAUUCUUUACUGCGUCUUUGACAUUGGUUCCAUAAACAAUUCUUCGUAUACCUACGCGUUUUAUAUCAUUACAAAUUUAUAUAUUAUUGAAACCAUCACUAAUUAUCGUCGCUGUAUAACAUUUAGUAACUACAUGUACCCAUUGAAUUAUAUUGGUGUGCAUUCUACUUGUUUAGCACAAACAUCAUCCACUACAUAUUCUGACACACCAAGUGCUUCCCGGCUCUGAGCUUUAUUUCUAAAACAGCAUCAGUAUUUUUGUCUUAAAAUAUAAAUAGAUAUCUUCUAUAUAUAUAUAU